Messenger RNA from Pseudopipra pipra, 3432 nucleotides. It is a transcript of the gene FTSJ3, whose product is annotated as FtsJ RNA 2'-O-methyltransferase 3. Gene Ontology annotation, biological process: maturation of LSU-rRNA from tricistronic rRNA transcript (SSU-rRNA, 5.8S rRNA, LSU-rRNA); rRNA methylation; maturation of 5.8S rRNA from tricistronic rRNA transcript (SSU-rRNA, 5.8S rRNA, LSU-rRNA). Gene Ontology annotation, cellular component: nucleolus; nucleus; preribosome, large subunit precursor. Bases 167 to 2683 code for a protein of 838 amino acids. NCBI's taxonomy places the organism in Eukaryota, Metazoa, Chordata, Aves, Passeriformes, Pipridae. The record is from RefSeq and is a predicted model, not a curated record. The transcript has 21 exons. Gene Ontology annotation, molecular function: rRNA (guanine) methyltransferase activity; rRNA (uridine-2'-O-ribose)-methyltransferase activity.
GCACGCCGGGAAGGUGCUGUGGGCACGCGGCGGCACCGGGACAGGGAGCAGGAGCAGGAGCAGGAGCAGGAGCGGGAUCAGGGUCGUGUCGGUGUCCGGGGGCAGCAGCCCGUUUUCCCUGCAGGUCCAAGCCCGGCGCUGACAGCGUGGCCCCCCCGCCGCCACCAUGGGCAAGAAAAGCAAACUGGGCAAGAGCCGGCGGGACAAGUUCUACCACCUGGCCAAGGAGACGGGGUUCCGCUCCCGCUCCUCCUUCAAGCUGCUCCAGCUCAAUCGGAAGUUCCAGUUCCUGCAGAAGGCCCGGGCUCUGCUGGAUCUGUGUGCGGCCCCCGGCGGGUGGCUUCAGGUGGCUUCCAAAUUCAUGCCAGUGUCCAGCCUGAUCAUUGGAGUGGAUUUGGUCCCCAUCAAGCCCAUUCCCAACGUGGUGACACUGCAGGAGGACAUCACCACCGAGAAGUGCCGCCAGGCCCUGCGCAAGGAGCUGCAGACGUGGAAGGUGGACGUGGUGCUGAACGAUGGGGCGCCCAACGUGGGGGCCAGCUGGGUGCACGACGCCUACUCCCAAGCCAACCUGACCCUCAUGGCCCUGAAACUGGCCUGUGAGUUCCUCUGCAAGGGCGGCUGGUUCAUCACCAAGGUUUUCCGUUCCCGGGACUACCAACCCCUCCUGUGGAUCUUCCAGCAGUUCUUCCAGAAGGUCCAGGCCACCAAGCCCCAGGCCUCCCGCAACGAGUCUGCUGAGAUCUUUGUGGUGUGCCAGGGUUAUCAGGCUCCAGAUAAAAUCGACAGCAAGUUUUUUGACCCAAAACAUGCUUUCAAGGAGGUGGAGGUUCAGACCAAGUCUGUCAGUGAACUGGUCAGCAAGAAGAAACCAAAGGCAGAAGGUUAUGCUGAUGGGGACACAACCCUCUACCACCGCUUCACUCUCAUGGACUUCCUCAAGGCUCCCAACCCCGUGGACUUCCUCUCCAAGGCCAAUGAGAUCACGCUGGGGGACGGGGAGCUGGAGAACCACAGCUCCACCACGGAGGAGCUGCGCCAGUGCUGCAAGGACAUCCGCGUCCUGGGGCGCAAGGAGCUCAGAGCCCUGCUGAACUGGAGGACAAAGCUGCGUCGGUUUUUGGCCAAAAAGCUGAAGGAGCAGGCAAAGGAGCUGGAUAUCAACCUGAGCUCUGGUGAGGAGGAGGAAGGCAGAGAGGAGGAGGAGAAGAAGGUGAAGAAGAUGGUGCCAGAAGCUGCAGCUGACGAGGUGGAGAAGGAGGAGGAGGAGGUGGAGCUGGCAUUGGCAGAGAUGAAGGCCAAGGAGCUGGCAGAGUUGAAGAGAAAGAAGAAGAAGAUCCUGAAGGAGCAGCGGAAGCAGCGUGAGCGUGUGGAGCUGAAGAUGGACCUGCCUGGUGUGUCCAUCGCUGACGAUGGUGACACCAGCAUGUUCUCCCUGCGGAGCAUCCACAGGACCCCGCUGCUGGAUGAGUUGUCCCGGGGGGACAUGGCCUCAGCAGACACCCUCCUGGAGAUGGGCCCUGGGGACGAUGACAUUUAUGUCUCAGAUCAUGAAGAAGAGGAUGAUGUGUCCCUGGACAGUGACCUGGACCCAGAGGAGCUGCUGGAGAUCGAGGCCCGUCAGCGCAAGCUGGAGCGGGAGAGGCGGGAGCAGGGUGGGAAGAGGGCGAAGUUUAAGCAGAAGGAAGAAGAAGAGGAAGAAGGGGAGGAAGAGGAGAAUCCCCUGCUGGUGCCCCUGGAGGAGAAGUCAGUGCUGGAGGAGCGACAGACCAGCCUGUGGUUUGGGAAGGACGCCUUUGCUGGCAUCGAGGAUGACGCAGAUGAGGACCUGGAGCUGGGGCAGGCCCAGAUGUUGGCUGAGAGACAGCGCGAGUCCCAGAGAGACAAAGCAACAAAGAAAGGGCAGAAGAAGAAGCAGGUGCUCCAGGAGGAGGCUCCAGCCGAGCCCCCACCAGCCACAGAUGCAGCACCUGGCACUGGUGAAGCACAGGAUGAGCAGAGCAGUGACGACGACAGCAGCAGUGACGAGGAGAGGCCACCAGCAGCAGUGAGGGGGAAGCGGGGCCGUGUCGAGCCGUGUGGCUUUGAGGUGGUGCCCAUUGAGAACCCAGUGAAAAGAGCCCGUGUCCUGGACGCAGAGGGCCUGGCCCUCGGCUCCGUCAUCGCCACCUCCAGAAAGGCCCGGCGGGACCUCAUCGACGACUCCUUCAACAGGUACUCCUACAACGAGGAGGAGGGGGAGCUGCCCGAGUGGUUCACGGAGGAGGAGAAGCAGCACCGGCGCAAGCAGGUGCCCGUGGACCGGCAGACGGUGGAGGCCUAUCGGCAGCGCUGGCGCGAGAUCAACGCCCGCCCCAUCAAGAAGGUGGCUGAGGCCAAGGCCCGCAAGAAGCGGCGGAUGCUGAAGAAGAUGGAGCAGAUGAAGAAGAAGGCGGAGGCCGUGGUGGACACGGUGGACAUCUCGGAGCGGGAGAAGGUGGCCCAGCUGCGGCGCAUCUACAAGAAGGCAGGGCUGGCCAAGGAGAAGCGACAGGUCACCUACCUGGUGGCUAAGAAGGGGGUAGGACCCCGUGUGCGCCGCCCCCCCGGCGUCAAGGGCCAGUUCAAGGUCGUCGACAGCCGCCUCAAGAAGGAUGUGAGGGCUCAGAAACGCAAAGAACAGAAGAAAAAGCGCCACAAGUGAUGUGGGACAGGCUCUGUCUCCGGCAAGGGACUCUGCUCAGGGCUGGCUCCUGUCCUCCACCGCUGUCCCCUGCCCUGGGGACAGGGCUGGCACUUGGUCACACACUGCUCUUAGUCUCUUAGCCCGUGCCUUGAUGUGACAGUGCCUCCUGCCCUCCCCUGGGGCAGGGAGGGUUUAUUUGGCCACAUCUCCAGUCUCACCUGCUGGCUCUGCUGAGAUUCACCCUGUGGAGGUCACGGGAGCAUCCACACCAGCCCUGGCUGUCCCCAGACAGGCUGUGGCUCUGGGGGACAUCCCUGGGCCGUAUUUGUCACCGAGGGGGCAGGACAGUGGGUGCAGGGAGUGGGUGGGGCAAGGAGCAGGGACCAGUGAGUGACAGCAGUGUGGGCAGGGCUGUUUUCUACACACACAUCCCCGUGUAUUUUCAAGCAUUUUUGGGUUAUAACCUCCCUUUUUUGGAAGGACCCCUCAUAACCCCCCUGACCCCUCACUCACCUGCUCCUUCACCAUGUCAUUGCUCUUCCCAGUGACAUUGGGGUGCUCCCAAUGACAUCAUCACCCCCCAGAUUUCCCCACCCCCCUGUUUUUACUCACCCCCAAAGGUGGCACGGAAUGAGUGAAAACUGCCCUGGUCAGCAGCUCUAAUGCAUCUGGACAUUCCUCCCCUCAAAACAGAGGGAGGUGUGCCCAAGGAUGGGGUGACUUUGUUGUCAACAUGCACGUUGGAGUAAAGACUGCUUGAGACCCAA